UCAGCUCCUCAGAGCGCCGGCGGCGGCCUCGGCGGAGUCGGUGUCGGCGGCCGGGGCUGAGCUGUGAGUUUCCGAUCGAGAACAGCGUUGGGGAAGAUGGCGGCUAGCGGAUCAAAAGAUUUGCUGAACAGUGGACUCCGAGAUCGGUAAAACGAAGCUCCUCCCCGCCCUUACUGAGCAGGCCAUCAGCUGCUGAUCUGUGAUCAGGAUGAGUGGACUAGGUGAAAGCUCCUUGGAUCCACUGGCCACUGAGUCUCGGAAGCGCAAACUGCCUUGUGAUGCCCCAGGACAAGGGCUUGUCUACAGUGGUGAGAAGUGGCGACGGGAGCAGGAGAGCAAGUACAUAGAGGAGCUGGCCGAGCUCAUCUCUGCAAAUCUCAGCGACAUCGACAACUUCAACGUCAAGCCAGAUAAAUGUGCCAUCCUAAAGGAGACAGUGAGACAGAUACGGCAAAUAAAAGAACAAGGAAAAACUAUUUCCAGUGAUGAUGAUGUUCAAAAAGCUGAUGUGUCUUCUACAGGACAGGGAGUCAUUGAUAAAGACUCUUUAGGACCGCUUUUACUGCAGGCACUGGAUGGUUUCCUGUUUGUGGUGAAUCGAGAUGGAAACAUUGUAUUUGUGUCAGAAAAUGUCACACAGUAUCUGCAGUACAAGCAGGAGGACCUGGUUAACACAAGUGUCUACAGCAUCUUACAUGAGCAAGACCGGAAGGAUUUCCUUAAACACUUACCGAAAUCCACAGUUAAUGGAGUUUCUUGGACUAAUGAGAACCAGAGACAAAAAAGCCAUACAUUUAAUUGUCGUAUGUUGAUGAAAACACAUGACAUUUUGGAAGACGUGAAUGCCAGUCCCGAAACACGCCAGAGAUAUGAAACAAUGCAGUGCUUUGCCCUGUCUCAGCCUCGCGCUAUGCUGGAAGAAGGGGAAGACUUGCAGUGCUGUAUGAUCUGCGUGGCUCGCCGCGUGACUGCGCCAUUCCCAUCCAGUCCUGAGAGCUUUAUUACCAGACAUGACCUUUCUGGAAAGGUUGUCAAUAUAGAUACAAACUCACUUAGAUCUUCCAUGAGGCCUGGCUUUGAAGACACAAUCCGAAGAUGUAUCCAGAGGUUCUUCAGUCUGAAUGAUGGGCAGUCAUGGUCUCAGAAGCGUCACUAUCAAGAAGCUUAUGUUCACGGCCACGCAGAGACCCCCGUGUAUCGUUUCUCCUUGGCCGAUGGAACUAUUGUGAGUGCGCAGACAAAAAGCAAACUCUUCCGCAAUCCUGUAACGAAUGAUCGUCACGGCUUCGUCUCGACCCACUUUCUUCAGAGAGAACAGAACGGAUACAGACCAAACCCAAAUCCCGCAGGACAAGGCAUCCGACCUCCUGCAGCAGGGUGUGGCGUGAACAUGUCUCCGAAUCAGAAUGUACAGAUGAUGGGCAGCCGGACCUAUGGCAUGGCAGACCCCAGCAACACAGGGCAGAUGGGUGGAGCUAGGUACGGGGCUUCUAGUAGCGUAGCCUCACUGACGCCAGGACAAAGCCUACAGUCGCCAUCUUCCUAUCAGAACAACAGCUAUGGGCUCAGCAUGAGCAGUCCCCCACACGGCAGUCCUGGUCUCGGCCCCAACCAGCAGAACAUCAUGAUUUCUCCCCGGAAUCGUGGGAGCCCAAAGAUGGCCUCUCACCAGUUCUCCCCUGCUGCAGGUGCACAUUCUCCCAUGGGACCUUCCGGCAACACAGGGAGCCACAGCUUUUCCAGCAGUUCCCUCAGUGCCUUGCAAGCCAUCAGUGAAGGCGUGGGGACCUCUCUUUUAUCUACUCUGUCCUCACCAGGCCCCAAACUGGAUAACUCUCCCAAUAUGAAUAUAAGUCAACCAAGUAAAGUGAGCGGUCAGGACUCUAAGAGCCCCCUAGGCUUAUACUGUGAACAGAACCCAGUGGAGAGUUCGGUGUGUCAGUCAAACAGCAGAGAUCACCCCAGCGACAAAGAAAGCAAGGAGAGCAGUGGGGAGGUGUCAGAGACGCCCAGGGGACCCCUUGAAAGCAAAGGCCACAAGAAACUGCUGCAGCUACUCACAUGCUCCUCUGACGACAGAGGCCAUUCCUCCUUGACCAACUCUCCCCUGGAUCCAAACUGCAAAGACUCUUCCGUUAGUGUCACCAGCCCCUCUGGAGUGUCCUCCUCAACAUCAGGGACAGUGUCUUCCACCUCCAAUGUGCAUGGGUCUCUGUUGCAAGAGAAACACCGGAUUUUGCAUAAGUUGCUGCAGAAUGGCAACUCUCCAGCGGAGGUCGCCAAGAUCACUGCAGAGGCCACUGGGAAGGACACUAGCAGCACUGCUUCCUGUGGGGAAGGGACCGUCAGGCAGGAGCAGCUGAGUCCUAAGAAGAAGGAGAAUAAUGCCCUUCUCAGAUACCUGCUGGACAGGGAUGACCCCAGUGAUGUGCUUGCCAAAGAGCUGCAGCCCCAGGCGGACGGUGGGGACAGUAAACUGAGUCAAUGCAGCUGCUCCACCAAUCCCAGCUCCGGCCAAGAGAAAGACCCCAAAAUUAAGACAGAGACGAGUGAGGAGGUACCGGGAGACCUGGAUAAUCUAGAUGCCAUUCUUGGAGAUUUGACUAGCUCCGACUUCUACAACAAUCCUACAAAUGGCAGUCACCCAGGGGCCAAACAGCAGAUGUUUGCAGGACCAACUUCUCUGGGUCUGCGAAGUCCACAGCCUGUGCAGUCUGUUCGUCCUCCAUACAACCGAGCAGUGUCUCUAGAUAGCCCCGUGUCUCUUGGCUCGGGUCCACCAGUGAAGAAUGUCAGUGCUUCUUUCCCUGGGCUAUCAAGACAGCCCAUACUGGCUGGGAAUCCAAGAAUGAUGGAUAGUCAGGAGAAUUAUGGUGCCAAUAUGGGUGGACCAAACAGAAACGUUCCUGUGAAUCCGACUUCUUCCUCAGGAGACUGGGGCUUAGCUAACUCAAGGGCCAGCAGAAUGGAACCUCUGGCGUCAAGUCCCCUGGGAAGGACUGGAGCAGAUUACAGUGCCGCUUUACCCAGACCUGCCAUGGGUGGCUCUGUGCCUACCUUGCCACUUCGUUCUAAUCGACUGCCAGGCGCAAGACUAACGUUGCAGCAGCAGCAGCAGCAGCAACAACAACAACAGCAGCAGCAGCAGCAGCAGCAGCAGCAACAGCAGCAGCAGCAGCAACAGAUGCUUCAGAUGAGGACUGGUGAGAUUCCCAUGGGAAUGGGGGUCAAUCCCUAUAGCCCAGCAGUGCCGUCUAACCAACCAGGUUCCUGGCCAGAGGGCAUGCUGUCUAUGGAACAAGGUCCUCACGGGUCUCAAAAUAGGCCUCUUCUUAGAAACUCUCUGGAUGAUCUCCUUGGGCCGCCCUCUAAUGCAGAGGGUCAGAGUGAUGAGAGAGCUCUGCUGGACCAGCUGCACACACUCCUGAGCAACACAGAUGCCACGGGUCUGGAGGAGAUCGACAGGGCCUUGGGAAUCCCUGAGCUUGUGAAUCAGGGACAAGCUUUGGAGUCCAAACAGGAUGUUUUCCAAGGCCAAGAGGCAGCAAUAAUGAUGGAUCAGAAGGCUGCACUAUAUGGACAGACGUACCCAGCUCAGGGUCCUCCACUUCAAGGAGGCUUUAACCUUCAGGGACAGUCAACGUCGUUUAACUCUAUGAUGGGUCAGAUUAGCCAACAAGGCAGCUUUCCUCUGCAAGGCGUGCAUCCUAGAGCCGGCCUCGUGAGACCAAGGACAAACACCCCGAAGCAGCUGAGAAUGCAGCUUCAGCAGAGGCUGCAGGGCCAGCAGUUUUUAAACCAGGGCCGGCAGGCACUUGAAAUGAAAAUGGAGACCCCCACUGGCACUGCUGUGAUGAGGCCCAUGAUGCCCCAGCAGGCUUUCUUUAAUGCCCAAAUGGCUGCCCAGCAGAAACGAGAGCUGAUGAGCCAUCACCUGCAGCAGCAGAGGAUGGCGAUGAUGAUGUCACAGCCCCAGCCUCAGGCCUUCAGCCCACCUCCCAACGUCACUGCUUCCCCCAGUAUGGACGGGGUUUUGGCAGGCUCAGCGAUGCCACAAGCCCCUCCACAACAGUUUCCAUAUCCAGCAAAUUACGGAAUGGGACAACCACCAGAGCCAGCCUUUGGUCGAGGCUCUAGUCCUCCCAGUGCAAUGAUGUCAUCAAGAAUGGGGCCUUCCCAGAAUUCCAUGGUGCAGCAUCCUCAGACCGCACCCAUGUAUCAGUCCUCAGAUAUGAAGGGGUGGUCGUCAGGGAACCUGGCCAGGAAUGGCUCUUUCCCCCAGCAGCAGUUUGCUCCCCAGGGGAACCCUGCAGCAUAUAACAUGGUGCACAUGAACAGCAGCGGUGGUCACUUGGGACAGAUGGCCAUGACCCCCAUGCCCAUGUCUGGCAUGCCCAUGGGCCCUGAUCAGAAAUACUGCUGACAUCUCCCUAGUGGGACUGUACAGAUGACACUGCACAGGAUCAUCAGGAAGUGGCGAGUCAUUGUCUAAGCAUCCGGCUUGGAAGCAAGGCCAGCGUGACCAGCAGUGGGUUCUGUGCUGUCAUUUGAGCAGGACUGGGUCUUGAGCUAAAGCACUGUCUACCUGAUGCCCUGCCUCUGUGGCAAGGUGUUCCGCCUCGUGAGGAUGUGAUUCUGGAGAUGGGGUGUUUAUAAGCACUGCUCUCUUACGUCACUCUCCUUCACUCCCCUUCUGCCUCGCCAGCCAAAGUCUUCACAUAGAUCUAGGUGGCUAGGGUUUCUGUCUUGCAGCACUGGACGAGGGGGCACAGUCUGCCUUCACGUGUGUCGUCAGCAAGUAGUUCCCUGUCGCUCUCCUGUCCAGUGCAAUCAGUGUUUCUGCGCUCUUGUCCUUUACAGGUGUAGUCCCCAGAGUCUGUUGUCCUAGGUCUCUCCUGGUGAGGUCUCCGUACCCUGUAAUUCUCAAGGAUUUGUCAUUGAUGUUAAAUGGCUUUGCAGAAGGGAAGAUGAGAUGGCAAUAUUGAAUUUUCCCGCCCCGAUGUGCAGCCAAGUGCACUUUACUGAGGAAGUCACGGAGAAAUGCAAUAUUCUUGAGGGCGUGAGGAAUGGUGAACUACAUUCCUGCUUUCUGUCUGCACUAAUCUGUUGUUAGGACAAGGACACGAUUGUCUUUUGUUUGUUUGUUGUUUCUUUCAAGUACUGGCGUCACCCUUUGCCUAUAUGGUGGAGCAAUAAUGCUUUGAAAUAAACUUGUGAAACCCAAGGCCAGGUACUGCACUCUGGAUCAGAAGCAAGCAGUGCUUCUGUGGACACACUUCCUCCCUUUUGUAAAUAUGAUCUUUAAGAUAUUGUAUUAUGUGAAAAUAUGUACAUACCUUUUUUGUAGGCCACAGCAGCUCAUUUUUAUAUGUGAAGCUAAAUAUUUAACAUUGUUGAUUUCUGUAAGCUCCACACAGUGAUGUUACAGGCAGCGGAGACAUCUGGAAGGCCCAGCCUGGGGCAGGGCAGCCUGCAGCUCCCCUCGUGUUAUAGGCCUCACUCUU
Mus pahari (shrew mouse) is the source of this 5504-nucleotide messenger RNA. It is a transcript of the gene Ncoa3, whose product is annotated as nuclear receptor coactivator 3. NCBI's taxonomy places the organism in Eukaryota, Metazoa, Chordata, Mammalia, Rodentia, Muridae. The transcript has 23 exons. Gene Ontology annotation, cellular component: nucleus. Gene Ontology annotation, molecular function: nuclear receptor binding; protein dimerization activity. Gene Ontology annotation, biological process: cellular response to hormone stimulus; positive regulation of transcription by RNA polymerase II. Bases 209 to 4423 code for a protein of 1404 amino acids. The record is from RefSeq and is a predicted model, not a curated record.